AUUGUCGAAGAAAUACAUUUAAAUGCAAAAAAUGUUGCACCCAGAAGGAAGUGUUUGAUUGCAAUGCUUUCGGCAAGGAAGAUCAACGUUACCAGUGAUUUAUCAGCCCGCUGGAGCGAGAUGCACCCAGAGCGCCCCUUUCCGUGCACGCCCGAGUGCGGGGUGAAGGCAACAGACAUGGCCUGCCCCAGGGCCUUUUACACCGGACUGCUCUGGGAGCUUUUCAGGUUCACCUUGCCCAGAGUGCACGCGGCUGAGAGUGCAGAUACUCAGACUAACACCACCCUGCCCAAACAUGUGGGCAGACCGGAGUUUCCUGACACGGGAUGGGACCGCAUUAAAGACCUGAUCCAGCCAGAAACUGGACAGCGGUACUCAGAGGAGCUGAAGAACGUGGUGAAGAGCGGGAUAACAGCAGCUUUGGUGGGAAUGGUUUACGGAGGCUUGCCAGCAGGGCGCCACGCCCGCGAGAGAUACAUCCAGCUCAGCCAGGCGGAGAUCUUCAGGAACAGGGCGGAUGCAGUGCGUUCGGCCCAUAAUGCAGCUAUCCGAGGAUUCGUGAGGUACGGGUGGAGGUGGAGCUGGAGGAUGGCUGCUUUUGUGACUCUUUUUAACUCUGUCAGCACCGGCCUCUCUGUGUACAGAGACGAAAACGCCAUGAGUCACUUCGCUGCAGCGGGAGCUGUGACUGGGGGCGUGUUCCGGAUGAAUCUGGGUCUCAGGGGACUGGUGGCAGGAACCAUUAUUGGAGCUGCUUUGGGUGUGCCAGCUGGAGCGUUGAUUAUCGGCCUACAGAAACUGGGUGGAGAGACAAUGCGAGAGAAAAGACGGCGAGAGCGGAGAGAACUGUACGAGUUGAAGGUGGCUGAAUGGAACGCUCGUUUACAACUUACAGACAGCGUGAUUGAUGAAAUAAGUGGGAAGGACAUGGAUACUGACCUUCAGCGGAUUGAAGAGUUGCUUAACCUGCCUAGAAAUGAAGAUUCAACCAAGUCUUCUGAAGGCCAUUGACAACGAGCCUGACUUCAGUGAUGGACAGUGACGGUGUUAGGCUUUAACACAUUACAGAUUUUAUCACAUGACAUUUGCUUCAUGACUCUUCAUAUGGUGAAAUACACUGUAUGGAUUCACCAUUAACAUCAUUAUUUCAGAUGUCCCAUUUCCACAUAUGUAAAAAAUCAAGCACCUGGCCAUACAGUCUCCUUUACGGACAUUACUAAAAGAAUAUGUUUAUUCCUCCUGGAUGUUUCACAAAACUCACAUAAAGUUACAGAACGGGGUCACCAAGUGCAGAAAGGAACAAAGUGCAGAAAAGUCUUCAACACUCAAUACCUGCAGAGUUCUAAACCCUCUGCAAAAAGGGGACUGACUCCACACUAAAGCCAGUGGAUUUAUAAUGGGAAGUCAUAAAAGCUCUGUCUGUAGUAGUCCCAGUAUUAACCAGCAAUAAACCCCUGCUGGUUUAUUAUGGUCCUCAUGUGUGGAAGGUUUGAUGACUGUGAUCCUACAUGUGUGUUUGAUGGAAAUCUCAAAUAUAAUUUAUUUUAUAUUGUGUCUGAAUGUGUUUUAAGAACAUUGUAACACUACAAAGAUCACAAAAUAAUCAAGAGCUGGGUUAAACACUGUAAGGUGUCAAUAGAUUCGAUUAGUUAAGAAACUGUACAUGUUAAUGGUUUCUCUGCAGAAUAAUCACCUCACCAAAAUUAUUUCAGGUCAUUUUGAAGAGUUUCUAUUGGUCCGUUCAUCAAGAAUUUUUGGCACAGUGUUAGGGACAGUUUGUCUGUUAAAUUGUGUAUUAA
Molecule: messenger RNA, 1799 nt
Organism: Astyanax mexicanus (Mexican tetra)
Lineage: Eukaryota; Metazoa; Chordata; Actinopteri; Characiformes; Acestrorhamphidae
Gene: timmdc1
Product: translocase of inner mitochondrial membrane domain containing 1
Exons: 8
Coding region: 64-1011 (315 amino acids)
Cellular component (GO): mitochondrion
Source: RefSeq, a predicted model, not a curated record